Beauveria bassiana ARSEF 2860 is the source of this 672-nucleotide messenger RNA. RefSeq names its product phosphopantothenoylcysteine decarboxylase. NCBI's taxonomy places the organism in Eukaryota, Fungi, Ascomycota, Sordariomycetes, Hypocreales, Cordycipitaceae. Gene Ontology annotation, biological process: coenzyme A biosynthetic process. Gene Ontology annotation, molecular function: phosphopantothenoylcysteine decarboxylase activity; FMN binding. Gene Ontology annotation, cellular component: phosphopantothenoylcysteine decarboxylase complex. The transcript has a single exon. The record is from RefSeq and is a predicted model, not a curated record. The coding region runs from base 1 to 672 and encodes 223 amino acids.
AUGGCAGACACAGUUCAGAAGCAGCCACAGUCAACUGCCGCCUCCGUUGCCGCGAGCCAGGGCGAUGGCAAGCAACAUCUGUUACUCGCUGCGAGCGGCUCCGUCGCGACCAUCAAGCUUCCUGAAAUCAUAUCUGCGCUAUCCUACAGAGAAAGAUUAUCCAUCCGAGUCAUUCUCACAAAAUCGGCUACGCACUUCCUCGCUGGUCAAGCCGCUGAGCAGCCUAACCUGGCGGCUUUGUCCAGUUUACCCAAUGUUGAUGGUCUGUACGUAGAUGAGGACGAGUGGACCAGCCCCGGCUGGAUCAGAGGUGACAGCAUUUUGCAUAUUGAGCUGCGUCGCUGGGCAGAUGUGCUCUUUGUCGUGCCCCUCUCCGCCAAUCUGCUCGCCCGCAUUGCUGCAGGCAUGUGUGAUGACUUGCUCUCCAGCGUCAUCCGCGCCUGGGAUACUCGCCGCGCUGCCAUCGUCGUCGCUCCGUCAAUGAACACAUUAAUGUGGGAGCAUCCUCUUACGGAAAAGCAUUUGGAUACCCUGCGUUCGUGGCCAUGGUUCACUGUUCUACUGCCGCAGCCCAAGGCUCUCGCAUGUGGCGAUGUUGGGCAGGGCGCAAUGCGUGAGUGGAAAGAGAUUGUGGCUGACAUUAAAAAAAAGCUUGAUGAUCUUGCCAAUUGA